AUGGCCACAAAAGUAGCAGCAUCCGCGGCGGUCGAUUUCUCCCGCGUCUACUCUUCUCUCGGUCUCGGAAAGGAAACCAUUGCCUCUCUGCAAGCUUUCCGCAAACGGCACUCCGAAGCUCAAAGACUUCAUGCGCAAUACUCUGGGCAGCCAACAACUGUAGACCUCGCUCGUUACCGUUCUAUCCUCAAGAACACGGCUAUCGUCGAUGAAGCUGAGAAGCUGUUGAAAGAUUUCAAGCCUGUCACCUACGAUGUCUCAGCACAUGUCAAGGCCAUAGAAACUUUCGAGGCCAAGGCUGUCGAGAAGGCCAAGGAGACGGAAGCCAAAAUCGACAUCGAAUUGAAGGAGCUCCAGGCAACUUUGGCUAACAUCGAGGAAGCACGACCAUUCGAGGAUUUGACGGUGGAGGAUGUUGGUGCAGCCCACCCUCGUAUUGUAGAAGCCGUUGAGACCAUGAUGAAGAAGGGCAAAUGGACAGUGCCAGGAUACAAGGAGAAGUUCGGAGAUCUCAACAUGAUGUAA
This is a messenger RNA of Pleurotus ostreatus (oyster mushroom), 525 nucleotides long. It is a transcript of the gene ATP7, whose product is annotated as ATP synthase d subunit. Lineage: Eukaryota; Fungi; Basidiomycota; Agaricomycetes; Agaricales; Pleurotaceae. Gene Ontology annotation, biological process: proton motive force-driven ATP synthesis. The coding region runs from base 1 to 525 and encodes 174 amino acids. Gene Ontology annotation, molecular function: proton transmembrane transporter activity. The record is from RefSeq and is a predicted model, not a curated record. The transcript is spliced from 5 exons.